AUCAGGUACUACUUUGGCGCGGAGCCAUCAAUGAGAAGGCUGGCAGUACACGAUAUAAGCAGAAUUAAAAUAUAAUGGAGCAGUAUUACACUACGUUUCAGUGGCUCAGCCGUCGCUUGUUAACACCAUUACUUCAAAAGACUUUAUUCUGUUUCGUACUCGUUCACCUUAAUGUAACAAAUGAAUAAGCUUCUUGGCCUUUUCGUUUUUCUUUUCUGGUUGUAAUAGUUUCUCCGUGUAAUUUAAAUGAAAUGGGAAUGAAAGCAGCGACAACGAUGACGUUCGUUUUAUCGUAUUGCUACCAUUAAUUUUGACGUACAAGGUUCGCGUCGUUAGCUGUUUUAUAACACGAUUGACCUGAGGAUGAAUUGACCAAUGAUGAAUUGACUAUGGACAAAUUGCCAUCGAAUUGACUGGAUACCUAUACCAGGUUUAUGAUGCUCUUUGAAAGUGAAGUAGAGACAUCAACUGAAGUUUGUCCAGAAUCGGCAGAGAAGGAUGGACCAGCAGUUGUUGAAAGAUUCUGCGAUGAAACUGAACGUUCAAGGACAAUGCUCACAGGCUUUGCCAAAUUGUAUGAGAAAAAUCUAUUCACUGAUGUCAUAUUAUGUGCUGGACGUAAAGAAUUUCCUUGUCAUAAAAAUGUACUUGCUAUUUCAAGUCCUUACUUUAUGGCAAUGUUUACCAAUGACAUGGCUGAAAAGAAUCAAAAAAAGAUCACUUUACGAUCAAUUGACUCUCAAACAGCUCAGUUGGUGUUGGACUACAUUUACACUGGAUCAGUUAUGCUUUCUAAAGAUACAGUUCAGGAGUUACUAUCGGCAGCAAAUAUAUUUCAGCUGGUGUCAUUAAAGACAGGUUGUGCUUCAUUUAUGAAGAACCAUGUAGAUGUUAGCAACUGCAUUGGUGUUUACUUUUUUGCUCUUGCUCAUGGAUGUAUGGCGCUAUCAAAUGUUUCGAAAACUAUUAUUAAUCAGGAAUUCUCUCGUCUCUAUCGUGAAAAUGAAUUUUUGAAUCUUCCUGCUGACAAAGUCGUUGAAAUUAUUAGUGAUGAUAACAUUUGUAUAAGUCAGGAAGAAGUGGUUUAUGAGGCAUGUAUGGCUUGGCUUAAGCAUGACAUAAAUGAACGAGUAGGCUCUUUAGAUGUCAUCUUGAACCAUGUUCGCUUUGCCAAUAUCAACUCCUACUAUUUCUGUGAUAAAAUUGAUUCUGAUCUGUCUCUUUUAAGUUAUGAAAACGUCCAAAAGACUUUACACUCUGUUCGUCUGUAUUAUAUGCUCAAAAACCGUCAUUUAGAACUGGGGCUAAAUCUGAUGCCACGCAGAGGUAUGGACUUUAAACGAGGUAUAGUAAUAAUUGCCAAUCCGUAUGCAGAAGAUCCACAGAGGAAGUAUGGUGCGAUGGAAAUACUCUUUCCUAAAACUGGUAAUGUUCGUUAUGUAUGUAAACUCCCUCAAGGUCUUUGCACACCAGGUUGUGCAGUUACAGGAGACAAUCAGAUUUUUGUAGCUGGCGGGACAUUGCGUAAGGUGAACUAUCGUGGCUCCCAACCUGAAGGCUUAUCCAGUAAUCUUGUUAUGUUUGAUCAAGUUAGUGCUUCUUGGAUAGUCAAGGCAAGGAUGAAGAGUCCACGUACACAGUUUUGCCUCACCAUUGUUGAUGGCUACAUGUAUGCUAUUGGGGGCCAAGAUGGAACAGAAGUAUUAAGCAGUGUGGAGCAGUAUAAUUUCCUGGCCAAUGAAUGGAUAUCUGUUGCAGGUCUUCCACAACCUCUUCGCUGUCUUGCAUCUGUUGCCUUUCGUGGUAAUUUGUAUGUAUUUGGUGGUGAAAACAAUGUCAAAAUUAGUGACAAAGCUUACAAAUAUUGUCCCAAAUCCAAUGUUUGGACAGAGCUACCAUCUAUGUCCAGUCCACGAGCACUCUGUGGAAGUGUUGUACAUAAGGAUAAAAUCUAUGUUAUAGGUGGCAAUGCUGCUGUUAGCGAAAAGUGGCGAAGGGAAUUCAUUCCAGAACACUGUGUUAGUUCUGUGGAAAUCUUUGAUCCAGAGACAGAAUCUUGGUCAAUGGGGCCUGAAUUACCAAAUGCAUUAUGUGGAGCUGGCUGUGUCAGCUACGACGGCAAAGUGUUAACUGUGGGUGGCGAAGAUGACAAGAGUUGGAUGGCGGGCCUUUGCUGGUUACAAGAGGACAGUAAUGGUCAAGAAGUAUGGAUGGAAGGUCAAGAGUUACCAACAGUUAUGAGUACCUUUGGCUGUGUUGUGGCAAACCUUAUAAAUCAGCUUAAUUUCACUUAAAUGCAGAGAAUCAAAGAAGCCUCUAAUCACUCCUCAUUAACAGAUUAAAUCAUCAAAUCAUCGUUAUUUUGUACUUUCUGUAUUCAUAAAACACGGUUGUUGGUACCUGGUGUUUGUUUCUUAGUUUAUUUGUAAACAAUCUUUCAUAAAGAACAAAACACCACGAUGCCAUAUUUUUUAUUCUCCAUGAACUAAGAAAUUGUCUUAGUGUUUUUAAGCUGCCAAGAGAUCUGAGUAAAUACCUAAAUAAAUUUCUUCAAACUUUGCUGAGUCAGUAGGUUUCAUGUGAUUUGACUGGUUUUGUUGCAACAGAGCGCUUUAUAAAAUGUGUAUUUAUUUGUACAUACGUGUGUAUGCAUGGAUGUAUUUGCUGUUGUUUGGACUAAAGAAGUUGAGUUUUAGGAGGACAUGUUGUUUAGUGUUGAUACUGGAAACACUUGUAAAAAAAAAAAAAAAAAUCUAAAUUCAACCCCUUUUUCUUUUUUUACUGAAUGAGCUGAAGAAUGUGAAGGUGCAUCAUAUUGUGCACAGGGCUCAGUUUAUGACAGAAUUUAGUUUUAUUGCUUUUGAUGUUGGAUUCAAAUGUUCCUUGGGCCAACAUUGCAUUAUUUCUCACUCAAGCUGAUAAAAUUGGCUUCUACCAUGUGCUGGGGUUUCUUUUAAUUAACCAUGCCUAUGUAUAAUUGACCCUGUAGUUAAGUAACAAUUCACUAUUUAAUAUAUACAUAAGAAACAGCCAAAUUGUAUGAGUGAGAGUAAAGUAGCCUUACUUUAUUCUGAAAUUUAUGGGGUUAAUAUUGCAUUCCUGUACACCGAGUCAGUAUAGAAGCCCCGAUCAUUUUAUUUCUCAACACAGUGUAAGGUUGUAAGGUUUUAGCAUUCAUGUAGACUUUGCUGAUAUUUUGUUGAUUUAAAAAUAGGGUGUGAAUGGUGCAACUGUUUUCAAUGUUUCAGGGUUAGUUAACUAAAUUUUAUUUCAAUUGAAAGAAAUUUAAUCGAUGAUAUUCUAUAUUCAGUCAAAUCAUUGUGCAUAUUAAUAAAUCAAUAACUUUGUUAUAGACUGAAGAAUGUCCUUUGUAGGGGUGUUAUCUUUUUUAUUGUUUUUCUAAGCUAUUAUUUUUCCAAAUUUGGACUUUUCCUAAGAUUGUCACUGCUAGCAGGACCAGUUUUAAACCAUUUAGACAAAUUUGUUCAAAUUGGGCUCUGCACCAAGAGAGAACCCAGUGCACAUGCUCAAGUGGCAGUCACUAUGAUGAAUUUUUAAUAUAUCAUUGUGGCUAAUGAUGGAGCUUCAAGCUCCUAAUGUUCAGCUCUUGUAAAGUACCCCACUGACAGUUCUCUAAUUGAGCCCUACACUUCCUAGUGCCGACUCUGUUACUAGAGUAUAUGCUUUGUAUAUUAGGUGCUAAUUCUGUAUCUAAAUACUUAUCAGUGAAGUUGUAGAAUCUGCUGUCAACCAGGCUUUCUGAUACAAUUGACGUUAACUACUCUAUACUGAGGUAUAACUCAAUAUGGCAAUAAGUUUCUAUGUAGUCCUUUAAAGCUGCUCCAACUAGUUAGUAAAUUUCAAUCAGUAUAAAGCCCUCGAUAUACUUGACAAUUCUGUUAAUUUUAGCCCCUGUCUUUUUUUUUUUUUUUUUUUUUUUUUGUUAGAUGGUUUCACUUCAUUUAUUUCAGUUAACAUUGAUAACAGUUAUGACUUAACUGCAUCUCUUUUUGUCUGAAGUGUCUCUGAUAUGAUUGAAAGAUUUGAAUGGAAAUCAUUAUAAAUAAUUAUAAACAUGUUUUUCUCACUUUUCACUUGUGUAGGGUUCAAAUAUAACCAGUAUCAACUUUCACCUAUCAUCCUUGAAGGGUUAAUAAAAUAAAACACCUGCCAAAAACCGGGGUUGAUUUGACUAACAUUAUUCCUUGCUCAGAAAAGAAAAAAAUCUGGCUUUGUGUCUGCUAAACAAUUUCUUCCUCUGUUACCCAUAAGGAUGGGUUCUGUGAAGUUACAACCAUUGAUCUGCUUUUUUUACAUGGUUUUUACCUGUAACUUCAGGAUUCUUAACCAUUACAUUUCAUAUUAAUGUUUGAAGUGUAUCUAGAUAAGCUCUUGGUUAAAGUAACUUUUCAUGGAUUAUAUCAGGAACUAAUCAUAUAGAUUUCUUGGAACUGUUCAUCUAUCCAUAUGGACAAUGGCCAUAUCAUCACUCAUAAGUUUGUGGACUCAUUGUUACUGAAUAGCUGACAAGUUCAGUAUGGGUAUAAAGCCUUGUUGCACAUUGGACAGGUGUGGUUUGAACUCCUGUGCUAAUGCACAGGUGGCUCUGGACUUCCAUGGGUUUCUCUUCUUUUCAGCUUAUCUGAUCUUGGUUCUUUCCAACGUGCUGACAUGUUUCGCAAGCUGCAUCUAUCUUACUUUGUCAUCUUAAGAAAGUAACUAGGCUUUCAGAUCUGAACUGAGCUUUAACAAAUAUCUCUCGUUGGUGCACUGUCCUCAUAUUUGGUGUUGGAUAAGAUCAUUGACAUUGUUAAUUGCUGUAGCAUUGUUGUUCUGUGCUCACUGUAUCUCUUUUAUUGUAAUGAGCACUGUUUGAUUGAACAUGCACGUCUUCUACCUAAACAUAUCUAUUACACCCACCUAUUUGCUUCUUGUCUGUCACCUGUAAUAAGUUUCUUUCUCUAAACUUCAUGCCACAUUGCACCUCAUUUCUAAAACUGACCACUGCUGUGAAAUUCUCUCCUUCAACAUAUUCCUUCAAUACACUUAUAUAAGUUCCAUAUUAUCUGCACCAACCUCAGAAUGGACUCAUAUGGGAAUUAUCUUCACUCAUAUGUAAAAGGAGAAAAAAAUGUUAUUUAUUAAAACCUAACCUUUCUAUCAAUCACUAUAUACUGACCAUGUAGGAAUACAUUUUUUUAAAACCUAGAAUUACUUUUGGGGUUAAUGGGAAGUUGACAACCAGCAAGUUCUAAGAUAUCUUUUGUUUUAAUUCAGCACCAUUUGUAUAUAGACUCUACCUCUUCUUUCAGCUGUUUUUCUAUUGAAUUUAUACUAAAGAUAUGUUAAAUCUAAUAUCUGUUUUUGACUGGCUGCCACCUUCACAUUGUUGCAGUGCAAAUUAUUGAUCUUGCUCAGUGUUCUAGCCUCACCUAAUUCUCACCUGUUCCAACCAAGUCACCCAAGUUGCUACUUGAAGUUUACAAAAAUGUCAAGAUUUUGUUGCCAUUUCUAAUCAUUUUAUCAGUUGUGAUAUUUUAUCUAUUGAAAUGAAUGACAUGGUAUUAAAAUUGAAGGAAUUUUUUUUUUCCAUUUAAGAUCUUUCUCAUGAGCUAUAUAAGAUGUUUUCUUUUUUUUUUAUUUUUUAUUUUGUGACUUAUGCCAACUGUUGAGAUGUUUCUUGUGAUCUACAUCUAAUCUGUUAUUUUUACAUGUGAUCUGUUGAGUAUUAUCAUUCAGUAUAGUUACCUGUAAUUUGUCCAGUUUAAUACAAUUUCAGUUACUGCUAUUUUUGCACAAAUGUCUGUUUUUCUCUAUCCCACAUUCUUUAUAAAUAGACCAAUUUCUCCUCCCCCCACCGUAUCAUUUUACAUUUGUUUUUCCAUACUGGCAUGAAGUAGACAGAUCUCACAAUGUUACACCUUCCAUUGCAGUCCUCCAUCAUCAGGCAUGCACAACAGUUAGCUAGUUUCCUGUUAUUUUUGGCAUUUGUUUUAUGUCUGGUGUCCUUAUCAGCAACCAUUUGACAACUUAGACUGGGUGGAUUUUAUCAUGCUCUCUGUAUUAGAGAUCAUCCUCAAUAAGACCAAAGAGUUCCCUCUGUCCCUUGUGUUGUCUUUGUUCAUUCCUGCUUUAAAUAUUUUGAAACAGCACAGCUUUUUAAGGUUUUGAAGUUUAUUCAAAAUUUUCAAAAAGCAAUUUUCGUGAGUGAAAAUUUGAGACUAGUUUAAACUAGUUUCAUCAUAUACCUUUAUGUACCAUUGUUGAUAACAUGAAUCUUAAAGAAUGUAAUUUUUUUUUUUUUUUUCUGUUAAUAUUUCCCAAAUUUGAUUUUGUUAAAAUUUUAAUGUUGGUAGUGUUACGAUGAUAAGCUUGCCCACCCCUCAUCCUUUACCCGGUGAAUGUUUGCAAUACAUGCUGUUAUGCUUCAUGGAGAUGAGAUAGAAUUAUCAAGCUUUCAUGGAAGUUGAAGUAUAGUGAUCUUGAUGUUGUGUGUGAUAUGAACACUACCAACUGAAUUGUUAGGAUAACAGGUUAAAAUUUUGUUUUUCUUUCAUUAGUACAUCAUUGUGCUGCUAUAUAAAGGCACCUAAUACUUAUUGGUCCAAUCCAUUUAGCUGUGAAUAGGUGUUACGAAGAGGGACAAUUUGGUCUUGUAAGCAACAGAUGAUACUAUUACCUCAUUCAUGAUAUAAAAUCCUUCCAUGAGCCACUCAAAAGUUAAUGGAUAAUCUAAGUGGUAUUAUUAUCCAAGCUAUGCAAAAGCAUGAGACUUUGUGUUAUGUAUAUGGUUAGUAUGUUCAGUAUGAUAACUAGUAGUGUGUUCUAGAUAAUUGUUGAAGCAGAGAUAUAAAGUGUCAAUGUAAUGUAUAGAGAUUAACUACGAGCAGAGAUAUAAAGUGUCAAUGUAAUGUAUAGAGAUUAACUACGGUUAGUUGGUUUAAAGAGAAUUUUUGAUAGCUGUAACCAUGGUGGCCCUAUUGGAAUGAAAAUUAAGUAUAGUUGAAUACUUUUGCUGUAGAUGGUUUGUACAUCAUGACUAAUUUCUCCAUUCUAUUUAUUAUGGUGAAUUUUAAGUUGUUUGUACUUAGAAUUUUUUUUAGCCUGCCUUAGUCCAAUUUGGUAUUUGUUGGUUGAUAGUGGAAGCCAGUUAAGUGUUUGUAGUUUGAGUAGAAUUACACUUGCUUUUCUAGUUUAACUGUAGUUUUGUUUAAUAAAGAUGAAGUUUAUUGGAAGUUUUAUAUACACCCUUCCCUUUAAUAUCUGAUAUAUUUGGUUUAAAGUUGCAGGGUUACUGAGCUUUGCUUUAGAUUUACAUAAUUUCUCCAUGUCUAGUUAGAUAUUUUUUUUUUAAAUUGAUAUUUAAUACAACGAUACUUAUUUUCCCUUCUUUCACUUUCAAUAUUAGUUGAUUCUUACUUCACUGAAAAAUAAUGGCUGUUUUUUCAAACCAGAAAGUCUUCAUUUUCAUAUUUUAUGUCAUUUUGAGCUGGUUCUGGGCAUUUGCUUUCAUCUUUCGUUCAUCCCUCCAUUGACCUUGAUGAUUUCCUUUGUUACACUUGCCAGUCUUGUCCUGCCUUCUCUCUAUUAAAUGGACCAAUAUUAAGUCUUACACAAAGGAGACACUUUAUUUUUCACUUAUUUGUAUAUUCGAACCAGUUUUGUCAUGUAUCUACAAGAUUGUGUCAACAAUUUUGCUUAUUUACUUUUGUAUCAUGUGUAUAUAAUUAUAUAUUUGUAAACAUAUUAAAUUAACAUAUUUUAUAUCUGUGCUGGAAUUUGAUUUUUUUUUCUUUUGUAAAUUUUAAUAAAAGAUGAGUAAGCAUGA
This is a messenger RNA of Octopus bimaculoides (California two-spot octopus), 7828 nucleotides long. Its product is annotated as kelch-like protein 24. Gene Ontology annotation, molecular function: protein binding. The record is from RefSeq and is a predicted model, not a curated record. Lineage: Eukaryota; Metazoa; Mollusca; Cephalopoda; Octopoda; Octopodidae.